Messenger RNA from Xiphias gladius (swordfish), 1176 nucleotides. It is a transcript of the gene mcee, whose product is annotated as methylmalonyl CoA epimerase. The transcript is spliced from 3 exons. Lineage: Eukaryota; Metazoa; Chordata; Actinopteri; Istiophoriformes; Xiphiidae. Gene Ontology annotation, cellular component: mitochondrion. Gene Ontology annotation, molecular function: methylmalonyl-CoA epimerase activity. Bases 150 to 671 code for a protein of 173 amino acids. The record is from RefSeq and is a predicted model, not a curated record. Gene Ontology annotation, biological process: L-methylmalonyl-CoA metabolic process.
CGAACGCACGCUUUUCUGUACUGCAUUCGUCCUCUGCCCGUCCUCCGCUCGUCCCCUGAUGUAUUGUACCACAAACAGGACUGCAGCGUCGUGGAGCAUAAGCUGUCUUACAAUACCGUCUCAGUUAAACCCCAUGUUCACAUUACAUCAUGAGUUGUUGCAGCGUUUGGUUACAUGUGGCAGGUCUUUCCAGAUGUUCUCGUCUCGCACUCCUGAGGGCACGUUCAACGACAGCAGCCCUCCAUCAGGGCGUUCCUGGAUCACUGUGGAAGCUUGGGAGACUCAACCACAUUGCCAUCGCUGUCCCUGACAUGGAGAAGGCCACAGCUCUGUAUCGAGACGUGCUGGGGGCCACAGUGAGUGAGAAGGUGCCCCUGCCCGACCAUGGCGUCUACACAGUGUUUGUGGAGCUUGGCAACACUAAGCUGGAGCUGCUCCAUCCUCUUGGGGAGAAGAGCCCGAUUGCUGGCUUCUUACAGAAGAACAAGUCUGGAGGGAUGCACCACAUUUGUAUUGAGGUAGACAAUAUCAACGCUGCAAUAGCUGACCUGAAAGCAAAGAACAUCAGAACUCUGUCAGCAGAGCCCCGGAUUGGUGCUCAUGGGAAACCAGUGAUGUUUCUUCAUCCUAAAGACUGUGACGGUGUGUUGGUGGAGCUUGAAGAAGCGUGAACACCUCAGUCCGACGGGGACCAUGGGAACUGUUAAUUCACAUUGAUAUAUUCUACAGUCAGUCUGAUUAUCACGAUGAUAACAAAUAUUGAUUUGUAAUAUUGUUCCUUUUAGCACUUAGGUUUUGAUCUUCUCCUUUCAGAAAGGUGCCUAAAAGUUGUUCUUCCAGUUCUUUUUCAGUGCUGUUCUUAUUGGGAAUAAAUUGUAUUGCGGCAUGUGUAUUGACAGUUUCCAUAAAGUUUAAUUCCAAUGAAUGUUCAAUGAAUGUCCGUUUGCAUUUGAGUCAGGUGUUUAACGUCACUCCAGUAUCCUACAAAAAACCUGGAGGAUGACUAGGACGACUACAUACAACUGUAUUCUUCAACUGUGUUCUUCCGGAGAAAAUGAUUUAAACAAUUUUUUAAAACAUUUUCAACAUCUGGAAUGCAGUUCCAGCUGAUGAGUUCACAAUAAAUAUAUAAGAAAUGUAAGAUAUAUUAAAUGUUUUUGGAAUUUUUAACCAUAA